GUAAACACGCCGCCGACGGGCCCCGAGAGGCCGUGAGCAGCUGCUUUUCUCCGAGUCGCCGCCCUGCCCUUGGAGCCGAGAUCAUGUCCAUUCACAUCGUGGCGCUGGGGAACGAGGGGGACGCGUUCCACCAGGACAAUCGGCCGUCGGGGCUCAUCCGCACUUACCUGGGGAGAAGCCCUCUGGUCUCGGGGGACGAAAGCAGCUUGUUGCUGAACGCCACCAGCACGGUCGCGCGCCCCGUGUUCACCGAGUAUCAGGCCAGCGCGUUUGGGAAUGUCAAGCUGGUGGUCCACGACUGUCCCGUCUGGGACAUUUUUGACAGUGAUUGGUACACCUCUCGAAAUCUAAUUGGGGGUGCUGACAUCAUUGUGAUCAAAUACAACGUAAAUGACAAGUUUUCAUUCCAUGAAGUGAAGGACAAUUAUAUUCCAGUGAUAAAAAGAGCUUUAAAUUCAGUCCCCGUCAUCAUUGCUGCUGUUGGUACCAGACAGAAUGAAGAAUUACCUUGUACAUGCCCACUGUGUACCUCGGACAGAGGGAGUUGUGUUAGUACGACAGAAGGGAUCCAGCUUGCCAAAGAGCUGGGAGCGACUUAUCUCGAGCUGCACAGUCUCGAUGACUUCUACAUAGGGAAGUACUUCGGAGGUGUGUUGGAGUACUUUAUGAUUCAAGCCUUAAAUCAGAAGACAAGUGAGAAGAUGAAGAAAAGGAAAAUGAGCAACUCCUUUCAUGGAAUUAGACCGCCUCAGCUUGAACAGCCAGAAAAAAUGCCUGUCCUAAAGGCUGAAGCAUCCCAUUACAAUUCCGACUUAAACAGCUUGCUGUCCUGCUGCCAGUGUGUGGACGUGGUGUUCUACCAUCCAGACGUGAAGGACGUGGUCGAGGCCCACAAGAUCGUGCUCUGCGCCGUCAGCCACGUGUUCAUGCUGCUUUUCAAUGUGAAGAGUCCCAGCGACAUCCAGGACGCCAGCAUCAUCCACACCACCCAGGACCUCUUUGCUGUAAACCGAGACGCCACGUUUCCAGGUGCUAGCCAGGAGUCCUCAGGCAACCCGCCCCUGCGCGUCAUCGUGAAGGACGUCCUCUUCUGCUCCUGUUUGUCAGACAUUCUGCGCUUCAUUUAUUCAGGUGCUUUCCAGUGGGAAGAAUUGGAAGAAGACAUCAGGAAGAAGUUGAAAGAUUCAGGGGAUGUUUCAAAUGUAAUUGAGAAAGUUAAAUGUAUUUUAAAAACACCAGGAAAGAUUAAUUGCCUAAGGAACUACAAAACCUAUCAAUCCCGAAAACCUCUGUGGUUUUAUAACACUUCUCUCAAGUUUUUCCUUAAUAAACCAAUGCUUGCUGAUGUUGUCUUUGAAAUACAAGGUACGACGGUGCCAGCCCACAGGGCUAUCCUGGUGGCCCGCUGUGAGGUGAUGGCAGCCAUGUUUAAUGGCAAUUACAUGGAAGCCAAGAGUGUCCUGAUUCCCGUGUAUGGUGUUUCCAAAGAGACCUUCUUGUCUUUUUUAGAAUACCUGUACACAGACUCCUGCUGCCCAGCUGGCAUUUUCCAGGCCAUGUGUCUCCUGAUCUGUGCGGAGAUGUACCAGGUGUCCCGGCUGCAGCACAUCUGUGAGCUGUCCAUCAUCACACAGCUGCAGAGCAUGCCCAGCAGGGAACUGGCCUCCAUGAACCUCGACAUCGUCGACCUGCUCAAGAAGGCCAAGUUUCACCACUCUGACUGCCUUUCAACCUGGCUCCUCCAUUUCAUCGCCACUAACUACCUCAUCUUCAGCCAGAAGCCUGAAUUUCAGGAUCUUUCAGUGGAAGAACGCAGCUUUGUUGAAAAGCACAGAUGGCCAUCGAAUAUGUACUUGAAGCAGCUUGCAGAAUACAGGAAGUAUAUUCACUCCCGGAAGUGUCGUUGCUUAGUAAUGUAACCUGGAGCUUUUAUAGACACACACUUUCUAUUGUUAUUAUGAAGAAUGGGACACCCCUGGGUCCCACUAAACUUCUUAUGAGCGAAACCAAUAUGGGCAUUUAACAAAAAUCACCAUACAGCUUAAUGUGUUUAUUAGUUAUCUUUGGAAAAAACUACUAUUUUGGUUUUGU
Tupaia belangeri chinensis (Chinese tree shrew) is the source of this 2091-nucleotide messenger RNA. It is a transcript of the gene RHOBTB3, whose product is annotated as Rho related BTB domain containing 3. Gene Ontology annotation, molecular function: GTPase activity; protein binding; GTP binding. The coding region runs from base 84 to 1919 and encodes 611 amino acids. The transcript has 12 exons. NCBI's taxonomy places the organism in Eukaryota, Metazoa, Chordata, Mammalia, Scandentia, Tupaiidae. The record is from RefSeq and is a predicted model, not a curated record.